CUAUGUUUUGAAAGAAAAAGAGAAAUGGAUCGCUGGUCGCCCUCACUUCCAUUAUCAAUCAUCUACCCACCAUUUCCCCCGUCGUUCGUUACAUCUGUAAUCUAACAGCUCCGUGAAAUCCGCAUCUUGCUUUACAAGCCAGCAAUAUGGGUAUCUUCAGGCCUGUUACCAAUGUCGGGCGACCGAAAACCGCCCAGCCUGACCAAGCUACUAUCCGCGGUAGAAUUAGCGGUCCUAUUCCAAUAGACGACGAGUUUCCUAUUAGAGGCGCCGGUUCAGGCAUGGCUCAUGAAGGCAGAUCGGAGCAACUUGAGCCUCAUAUCGAGGACCGACCUCCUUCGAGACCUGGACAUACCCCUCCUGAGGUCGCACGGGUGGACAAGCCUGACUCUGUCGCACAGUCUGGACCGAGCCAAGCUUCAAACGCAUCUACGAGCCCGCAACAACAAAGGACGAUCCGUUCUAGUACCGUAAGGUAUUCUAUGGUUAGCGAUAAUGGUGGUGCAGAGAUAGAUAGGCCACAGCGGAAAAAGUCUACGUUAAAGUCUACAAUCGGUAGAUUAUUCAAGAGAAAGAAGAAGAGUACGAGCCAGGCAUAUAACCCAGAGUCCCAGUUUGGAGGACUGGUCGACUCUACACUACAUGAAGAUGACCAGUCGGCUUCGAAUCGAGCCCUAAAAACAAACGAGUCGAAGCGGUCCGUCUCGUUACCAGUUACAGAAUUCGACAGAGCGCUAAGGUCGCAUUCCGUCGGCCCCGAUGAUAUGCUAGCAAUUACCAGCGCCCGCAGUUCAAUACAAAUAGAUCCCAUAUUGCUUCGAAGAAGAGCCGCAUCAUCGAAUAGGAUCCUAAGCGGACGGGUAAAAGAUUUUGAUGGGGAGUUAAUAGGUCUAUCUCCUAGACCUGCCAGCACUCACGGACGUGGCGAGCAUACGUCCGCUGAAGAUGACCCCGAUGGCAUUGGCCGUGCCAUCACGAGCGAUAGUCUUGCGCACCGCCGCAGAUCGAGAAGUCUAUCGCAACUCCAGGACGUCGUAGCGGGCCACGUCCAAGUUCGAAAGCGGAGCGACGAAAUCCGCUACUGGAGAGAAAGUUAUAAUGCAGCUAUCCGAUCGCCUAAUGCGUCUACCAUCAACAACGACGAUACCGGCGUCGUGGAAGUAGACGCAGAAACGCCGGCUAGCUCCCCAGAGCAGCAAUUCUCACCACCAAAGACACCGUUGCAACCCUUUCAUUUUGGUCCAAUGGCGGGUAUGAAGAUAACUCAAGCAGCUGGCCUCGAAGAUCGUAUAGCUACUCUAGAAGUUCGUAACCAGAAAUUAGAGAAGCUAGUCUCUCAGUUAUUCCAAGUUAUUCCGGGCGUAAACAAUUACGUGCCUGCUACUCCCGAUCAACCACGGCAUCGCGGUUCUAUAGGAGCAUCUGCGACUUACACGCCGAAACGCCCCAUGACAGCAGAAACAUCAGCAUACAUAGCAUCCUUAGGCGACAUUGAAGAUUCUUCUAGGCAUACGUUAUCCCGGCAUUCGAAUGACUCGUUUGGCGAUGGAAAUACAUUUAUCGGAUCGUUGCCUCCUUCAUCAGCACCGCCGCGACGGCCGCGCCCUACGUCUAACUCUACCAUUCGUGGCGCAACAAGUCUCCCUACGUUGCUAGGGGAGAGUAUGGGGCCCUUUACUACGGAUCAUUACGUGACUCUGAAGGCCUUAUUAGACACCGAGAGAGACGCGCGGCAAGCGCUGGAGGCUCGGGUGACGCAACUUAGCCAUAGGCUUAACCUCGUAGCGCGAACUUCGAACAAACUCGAAACCUCAUCUACUACUUACUCCACCGUAUCUGCAUUUGAUCACGAUGAUGACGAUGAGCCCCUAUCCGCCGGCAUCGACACCGAAUCAGAAGCAUACAAAACACCCCGCGAGGAAGAGCCGACACACGGCUUCGGCGCUUUUGGCGAAGAGCUUCGUGUGGAGGAACAAGACGGCUCAAGGAAAAAGGCUGCUAGGACCCUUUCCCUGAGCCAGUUAACUCUAAAGAGGCCCCCUCAGUCUCCGCAAGGGGCCGGUGUGGACUUAUGACUACACGGACUCCAAUUUUAUACCAGCUAACUU
Messenger RNA from Daldinia vernicosa, 2108 nucleotides. RefSeq lists its product as uncharacterized. The record is from RefSeq and is a predicted model, not a curated record. Lineage: Eukaryota; Fungi; Ascomycota; Sordariomycetes; Xylariales; Hypoxylaceae. The transcript has 2 exons. The coding region runs from base 147 to 2075 and encodes 642 amino acids.